UAGUUCCGGUUAAUUGGAAAGACCUAACCUUCAUAGAGACUCGUUUUCUAAUUAAGAGAUUUAAAGUAUUCCUCAUUAACUUCGAGAAACAUGGAAUCGUUUAAAAGUUUUGUAAAUGUAAUUGAUGCAUUUAAUUUGAAUGCAGACUUCGUUAAAAUAUUUCCAAUAGAAUUAACUCAAAUGAUUUUCAAUAAAUUAGAUCCUUGGUCUUUGUUAAUCGCUGCUAAAGUUUCUCGUAAAUGGCGAAGUGUCUGUGAAAGUGAUUCUCAGUUAAGAAAAACUGCCAGAGAGUAUCUUCGUAAAAGAAAACAACGAUUAUUUAAUAUUAAACCAAAUCGUAUAUUUGAGAUACGGGCAUGUAAUCGUGAGAGUAGAUCACGUCCUUUUGUUUGUUACUUAACAAACACUUGUGUAGGAAAAAGAAAAAGAUCAGCCUCUUUGGAUGAUAGACUAAAUAAUGCUGCGAAAAGAUUAAAAAGAAGUAUUUCAAAAUUAAGGUAGCACAUUUUUUGACCAAAUUGACGAUAAAAAAAAUGACGAGUUGUUAUUUAUUCCAACAAAACAUACAAUGAUAUUAUUCAUAACAUUUAUUUUAAAAAAUGUUAUCAAAACAUAAUAAACGAAAUUAGAAAAUGAAAAUGGAAAUUUUAAACAGGAAAUAAA
Microplitis demolitor is the source of this 663-nucleotide messenger RNA. RefSeq lists its product as uncharacterized. Gene Ontology annotation, molecular function: protein binding. The transcript is spliced from 2 exons. Lineage: Eukaryota; Metazoa; Arthropoda; Insecta; Hymenoptera; Braconidae. The record is from RefSeq and is a predicted model, not a curated record. The coding region runs from base 91 to 501 and encodes 136 amino acids.